CCGCAGUUCUGGCACUGGCUGCUAUUGCGCCGGAGACUCCACAACCUCUUCGCAUCCGGGUUGCUCGCUGUCACCUCCCCACCGCUCCCUUUGCGUCCCACCCCGACACACACAUAGACACACACCAUAAACCUGUGCCCUCAGCUCGGGGUAUUGGUGCUGAGUUCCUCACCACUAUUCCCAGCCACCCCUUGCACACUGCCACAGUGUCCUUUCCAUACUUGUCUGGCUGCCAGAGAACAAGGCUGGCUCUUCCUCCUUACCCCAGAAUGCCCGUCUAGGGCUGGGUCCCUCGCCAGCGAGUCCGGAGCCCCGCACCACCCACGUGUACAAGAGCGCAGUGCCAGGCCAGCGAAAAACCGAAGGACCCUGGCUCCUGGCCGCAGAAGCUUUACGAUUGUAAGAGAAACCUGGCACCCGCCCGCAAGCCGCGCACAGAAAGCGAGCUGCACGUGCUGGGAGCCGUCGCCUCGCUGCAGGGUGCGGGUGCCCGCAGAGGCAGCUAGCUAGCUAGCGCGAGCAGAGGGAGAGUGGAUAAGCGAACCGAGGAAGGGUGGGCGCGUUGGUGGGUCUGGGAAGCAGACAUCUCCGAAAAGCAGGGGCUACGUGGCUGUGCUGCCCGUAGGACUGCAGUGCCACCUCUCCCAAGAAAGCCCGCUAGCUCACACGCCCGCGCGCGUACGCACGUGCACACGGUAGGCAGGAAAAGCACUAGCGAGAGCAUUUGAGUGCUGGGCGCCUUGUAGCUAUGGCAUCUGUCCUCAACAGCAAAAUUCACCCGCCAGGGACUUGCCCAAGCUCCAAAGCCGAUUCCCGCGGUGGCACAGGCUGGAGAAUGGACUGUGAUCCCGAGAUGCACGUCAAAAUGUGCAAGAAGAUCGCCCAGCUCACCAAGGUCAUUUAUGCCCUCAACACCCGCCAGGAUGAGGCGGAGGCGAGCCUGGAGGCGCUGCGGGAAGCGCACCAGGAGGAGCUGGAGGGCGCGGUGGCCCAGACCAAGGCGAGGGUCCUGCAGGAACAGGGCAGGAACAGCGACGACGAGGAGGCCCUUCUGCAGCGCAUCCAGGCCCUGGAGAGCGCCCUGGAGCUGCAGAAGAGGCUGACUCAGGAGGCGCAGGCCGAGUCGGCCACCUGCAAGGUGGAGACCAGAGAGCGGGAGCUGCGGGUGGAGGCCGAGCACGCGGAGCGCGUCCUGACGCUGUCCAAGGAGAUGCUGGAGCUCAAGGCCGACUACGAGAAGCGGCUCCGGCACCUGACAAGCCAAGAGGGCCCCCAGUGGAGCCGGCGAUCCCAGGAGAGCCCCGAGGCCAAGGCCGAGCCCGGCCCGGACGCCGGGAUGCAGGAGGUGCUGCUGGAGGUGGAGCGGCUGCGAGCGGAGAACCAGCAGCUGAGCCAGGACUACGCCUGCAAGGCUGAGGAGCUGCAGGCCACCUACGAGCGGGAGAACGAGGCCAUCCGCCAGGCCAUGCAGCAGUCGGUGAGCGAGGCCCUGUGGCAGUGGCAGGAGAAGGAGGCCGACCUCCGCAAGAACUUCCAGGUCCAGGAGUCGGCCCUGCAGGCCCAGGUCAGGAAGCUGGAAGGGGACCUGGAGCACAGGGGUCGCAAGAUAAGUGACCUGAAGAAGUAUGCCCAGAAGCUGAAGGAAAGGAUUCAGGACCUGGAUGUGCAGCUGAGGGAGGCUCGCCAGGAGAACUCAGAGCUGAAGAGCACUGCAAAAAAACUUGGGGAGAAGCUGACAGUUGCCAAAGACAGACUGAUGCUACAGGAGUGUCAUGUGCCACAGAAAACUGAUGACAUGAAGCCUGAGAAUGAAGUUCUGGGGGAAGUGAAUGACUUGGAGGUCCACAGUCUACACCCUCAGCAGGAUCAAAACUGCCCCAAGGAAUGUCCCUGCACCAAAGGAAGCACAGAUACACAGACCAAGAGAGAAGCAAGUGUUGAGACAGAAUAUGUGAAGCAGCGAUAUGAAGAGGACCUUCGUAAAAUCAAACAUCAGACUGAAGAGGAGAAGAAACACCUCAAAGACCAGCUGGUGAAGCGCCUGGAAGACAUGGUGAAGAAGCACACGGUGGAAAUCAAAGCUGUUCGAUCGUCCGUGGAGGCUGAAAGAAAGAAGCUGCAGAAGGAAGUAGAAGCACAGUUGGAAGAGGUGAAGAAGAAAUCAGAAAAGGAAAUCAGGCAGCUGGAGGAAGAGAAAACAGCCCUAAAUGUGAAGCUUCAGAACUCUCUGCUUGAGGUUUUAAGGCUGGAAGAGUUUAUCCAACAGCACAAGGUAACUCCCCGAAGAGCAGAGGAAAGCCCCCAGGAAUCUGACUGCCAGCACUGCAGUAUUUUGGAGACCCAGGAUCCAUGUUCAGAGCAGAAGGAGCCCUCCCAGACACUGCCCAGAGAAGAGUAUCAAGAUAAGUUAGCAGCUGAAGAAGGAACCAGCAGCGACGAAGAAGAAAGGAUUGAAGUGCCCCUCAAGGAGAGAAGUGACCCACGACUUCCACUGGGCUCUUUGCUGAAGGAAAAGGCACCUGAAAUCCAGCGUCUUCAGGAGGACUGGCAAAGCCAGAAGGCCAGGCUGCAAGCCCAGGUCUCGCAGAUGCAGCGGGCCCUGGAGCAGUGCACCAGCAGCUACCGGGAGGACCUGCGCGAGCUCCAGCAGCUGUCGGACCAGGAGCGCGAGCGGCUGCGGCGCGAGCUCCAGGACAGCCUCCAGCAGAGCCAGGCCGCCAAGGCGCAGCUCGAGGCCUCUCACCAACGCGCCCUGCGAGCCCUGGACAAGGCCAAGACGCAGGAGCUCAAGGCCAUGGAGGAGCGCUUGAAGAAGGAAUCCAGCCACAGCCUCCAGAUGCAACACCAGGCACACCGGCUGGAGCUCCAGGCCUUGGAGGAAAAGGCCAGGCAAGAGCUGCAAGAGGAGCGUGAGAGGAUGCAGGCACAGCAAGCGCUGCUGCUAGAAUCCCUGGGGCAGGAGUUAUCAGAGCAGCGAGCUGUGUGCUCUGAGCACCAGAAGGAGCUGGAGGCACUGCAGGCUCAGCUGAAGGCUCUGGGCAGCUUGGGCAGACGGCAGGCCACUGGCCCAUGUGCAGGAGACAGCAAGGACCCUGCCAUCAUCACAGAGGAUGGGGGCGGCCCGGGCCAGGCCAUCUCCCCUCCGGACGUCGCCGAGCAGGGGCAGAGCGAGGGCUGCGGGCUGCAGGAGGAGAGCUCUCAGCUCAGGGACGCCUUGCUCCGACUGCGCGCCGAGGCCGAGCAGCACCAGCAGGAGGUGCUGCAGCUCCGUGAGCAGCACAGGAUGCUGGAGGAGGACCAGCAAGCCCAGAGGACCAGGGAGGUGGAGACGCUUCGCCAGGAACACAGGAAGGAGAUGCAGGCCAUGGUGGCUGAUUUCAGUGGAGCCCAGGCCCGGCUCCAGGCCAGGCUGGCGGCCCUGGAAGCUGAACUGAAAGAUGCGGGAGAGAAGCCAGGAAAGGGAGCGUCCAGGCCUGAGGACCUACAGCUCAUAGGCCGUUUGCAGACCCGCCUCAAGGAGAGAGAGGAGAUCAUCAAGCAGCUCACGGAAGAGAGAAGGUUUCACUAUGCAGCGUUCCCUAGCACGAUGUCUCAUCGGAAUCGGUCCUUUUCUUUCAAUCCUCACCCAGGGUAUUUGACACCUUCCAUGAAGAAAAAGAGAAUGGAGGAAGUGCCCAGUCGAGUGGUGAGCGUGCCAAACCUCGCCUCCUACGCCAAGAACUUCCUCAGUGGGGAUCUGAGCUCCAGACUUAAUGCGCCUCCGUUGACCAAGUCACCCAGCUUGGACCCAAGCCCCAGUUGUAGCCGGCCUUACAAACCCACCCAGUCUCUAGAUGCUAAGACUGCCACAAGGACACAAGAUGGUGAAACAGCCCAAGCCAAAGAAGCCCAGCAGAAACAGGGCUCCCCACACCAGGAGUGGUUUACCAAGUACUUCUCCUUCUAAACUCAGCCUUAAGAUACCUCAGAGAGGCUGUUAGAAAACCACUUAAAACGUCUGAAGGAGCGAACUAUAGCCAACCAACCAACCAAAACAUUUCAUACUGUUUCAUUGUGAUCCAGGUUCACUAAAAAAUCUUGAUAUUAAAGAUAAAUCAAACCAAUGUUAUUAAAAAGCACCCAUAGGAAAAUGUUAUUAAUGUUCCAGUGAUCUAUACUAUUUGUAUUUCCAGUGUCCAUGACAUUGUACUCCACUUUGUGGGCUGGCAGACUUUGUGGUUUCCAUGGUCUAUUUUAAAAGUGGUUUCAUUUUUCCUUAGGAUGCUAGUCAUCUCCACUUGAAAAGCUGCUUUUUAUGUAAAAUGAUAUUAUUCCAAAAUACACAUCCAACCUCAAUAGGAAGAGGAAUAAAAAUAAAGUUCAAAACAGGAAAGUCAAUAAAAAAGAAAAAAUAUUGACCUAUUAGGAAUGAACCACAGCAUGUGUAGGUUGCAUGUUCUGACUUCCUGGGUCUAGGACAGGCAGCAGAUUACAGAGGGGUUAACACCUACCUCAGAAGGGGCUUUACAAGAUUAAACAAUGAGUGAAGACGCCCAUCAAGAAUUGGAAUUUUCUGAGUAGCUGUGCCUUGCCCCGCCAAACAUCUGUUUCAAUGACUGUCCUGUCAACUUGUUAUUUUGGAAAAUUUCUAGCCCAUUUGAUCUCUGAAGUCAAAGAUCUCCGGAAUCCCUGGUCUUUGGGUUUGGGCCAUUUGCCUCAUGAUGUGUUGCUGCCCCCUUGCAUGGACUCUCAGUAGAUCAAAGGGUACUGAGAAUGGCUGCUCAUGGUGCUGACCUUGCUCUCAGUCCACAUGCAUUAUCUACCCUCUGCAGAGCAAUGUGACUUGACAAAGACUCAAUGCAAAUUUUAGUGGGCAAAAUAUUUUCUCAAUCCUUUGGUGCUGGCCCAGUAAGUGGCCUAAACAGAUGUUAACUCUAUGCACUGUCAAAUCUUUGCUCUUUGAAUAAAACUUUAAACAACUAGGCAGUAA
Ictidomys tridecemlineatus (thirteen-lined ground squirrel) is the source of this 4969-nucleotide messenger RNA. RefSeq names its product family with sequence similarity 184 member B (gene Fam184b). The record is from RefSeq and is a predicted model, not a curated record. Lineage: Eukaryota; Metazoa; Chordata; Mammalia; Rodentia; Sciuridae.